This is a messenger RNA of Colletotrichum chrysophilum, 477 nucleotides long. RefSeq lists its product as uncharacterized. The coding region runs from base 1 to 477 and encodes 158 amino acids. The transcript is spliced from 2 exons. Gene Ontology annotation, molecular function: large ribosomal subunit rRNA binding; structural constituent of ribosome. The record is from RefSeq and is a predicted model, not a curated record. NCBI's taxonomy places the organism in Eukaryota, Fungi, Ascomycota, Sordariomycetes, Glomerellales, Glomerellaceae. Gene Ontology annotation, cellular component: ribosome; mitochondrial large ribosomal subunit. Gene Ontology annotation, biological process: translation.
AUGUCAAAGAGAGGAGCCGCCGUGGCCGACCAGGUCGUGAAGCUCAUCGUCGGCGCCGGCCAGGCGAGUCCCAGUCCCCCCGUCGGUCCUGCGCUGGGUAGCAAGGGUGUGAAGUCGAUGGACUUUUGCAAGGAGUUCAAUGCAAGGACGGCAAACUUCAUCGUCGGCACGCCGAUGCCCUGCCGAGUCACGGUUCGCGGCGACCGCUCAUUCCACUUCGACAUCCGAACGCCGCAGACAUCGUGGCUGUUGCUGAACGCCGCCGAGGUGCCGAUUGUGCCAGUUGGCAACAAGAAGAAGAGGAAGGGCGCAUCGAACCCCGGCAAGGAGACAGUCGGCACCCUCAGCUUGAAGCACGUGUACGAGAUCGCCAAGAUCAAGCAAUCCGAGACGCGCCUGUCAGGCCUCAGCCUCGAAUCCCACUGCAGGUCCAUCAUCUACCAGUGCAGGACGAUUGGCCUCAAUGUCGUGCCAUAG